UUGGUUAAAAUGCAAAGUUGAAAGGCCAUUCACGUAGCACUAUCGUAAACCUGCAGUAUAAGCUUAGUAACUACUUGUCCGCAUCAAAGUAUAAUAACUAAGUAGGCUUGCAACAGCUAACCUACCAUGUUUCGUGGUCGGCUGCCGCCGUUAGCUAUUGUCCCAAACCGUUGGCUUUUAACACGAAACUAACUCAGUACACGCCUGGAUUCGAACCCACACCACCACGCGUUUCUUACUUUUGCCAUGCAAACACCCUACCCACUACGCCGUCAUCGUGUGAUGGGGAGUCGGUGGUACGGAUCUAGACCGUCCAAUCAACAGUCAUUGCAGCAUGGUGUUCUUCAAAGAAUCUCAAAGGCUUUGCAAACCCGGAACAAUUCGCUAUCCAGUAUUUGAAUUUACCAAAAUACAGUGAGUUUUACGACUAAGUGACACAAAAAUAGGGUUCAGGAGAUUUUCUCUGCAAUAUUAGUACGAAAGAAACUGAGGACUUUGUCAUUUUUACCCCAUGUGUAUAAUUGUUUUUGGUUAUUUUUUUAAACUUAUUUACCGAAAACAACGCUGGUGUAUUUGUUUUGACAAUCAGUCUCAUCGACAUGGAGGUCGUAUGAGCUGUCGAAGUUCAAUGCUGAAUUAUUUGUAACUCAUGAUAAAAAAAAAUCUUCGGAAGCACCGAUUCGUUGAAUUUAUCUCUCGGGCUCAACAGAAGAUCUCAUUACGCCACAUGUAAGGAGCGCGGAGCUAUAGAUCUACGGCUCAUCUACGCUGGAAGUAUCAUUGAUGUCUUAUGGUGCGACAUAAUAACAAUCGGUGCAUUGCUAGCCCUGAUACGCGAAGCCUUGUACAAUGUAUUGAGUAAAACUUGGCCGUGUGUUCAUACCGAUCAAACCGGUACCAAGUAAUAUUUUGAUUGUUUUAGUUGAUCUGUGUAUUUCCCUAUGCCUCACGAAAUCAUCUUACUUCCACCAAGCUGUUCUAAACAAAUGGUAUGAAUAGUACGCCCGAUCAUACUUGUCUAAGCUUCAUCGAGUAGCUGGCAAAGGUGACUCUGUAUAUGCAUAUAUAUAUAUAUAUAUAUAUAUAUAUAUUAUAUAUAUAGGAACCGUUUCCGUUGCCAUUGUGAUGUCCGCUCCGACCGACCCGGUUACAGGACUAGAUUUCUUCAUCGAUUUAGUCGAAGAGGAGUUUUUACGAACUUACAACGGUGGUACGGCGAAUACCACGGGGAAAGAAUCACACAGCUAUUGUUUCCCAGAAAUAGUACGUAAUGAGCUCGUUAGUCGUUGCAUGGACGCCUGGUUGGUCAUGGAGACGUCUCUCCGGACGCAUUUCAAUAAAGCAGCCGCUAACCUAUCGAAACAGGAUGAGCACCGUGACGAACGGACGAAUCGUCGUACGGGAGGCGACGUGAAACGUGAACGUCGUCAAUCAUCGAUGAAAAAUGGCGCUUGUGGUCUCCAGCCCCCGAAACGUGUAAUCACAGCCUACUUCCAAUUCUGCCGUGAACAGAGACCUCGAGUGACACAGGAAAUGCACAACCGGAAUCUCAGCAUGUCCCUAAUUGACGUUACUCGAGAACUCGCUAAAAGGUGGAAUGAGAUGCCAGCUGAGCAGCGGGCGCGUUUCGAGCAACUCGCGGCUCAGGACAAAAGACGUUACGACGAGCAAAUGGCAGAAUUCCGUCGCCAAAGAGUCAAUUGCGGCGGCGGCGGCGGCGGCGGCGAAGAUGACGACGAUGAGGACGAGCACGGAGGUGGUGAUGGCGGCCGUGGCGGAGGCUACUUUGAUAGAAACACGGACCUUGAGCUAGGGGAGAACACGAGUGAAGAGGAGAAAGGUACUGAUGGCAAUGAUGACGAUGAUGAUUGCGAUGAUUGUGAUGAUAAUGAUUAUGAUUACAGUGAUUAUACUGAUGAGGACGACGGAGAUGAACAGGAAAAGGCGGACGAAGGUGAGGAAGGGGAAAACGGUGGACCGCUCUGGACAGCCAUGAAGAAAAGCGUCAGUGAGCAAAGCAACAGCCGAGAGCAGUCUGAUGAUUGUGAUGAGGAAAAAGAACAGGACGAUGAUGCUGAAGGGGAGUUAGAUAAUUACCAUGAUAAUGGUAAUGAGCGUGAUGAUGAUGAUGACGACGAUGAGCGUGAUGAUGGUAAUGGUUAUGAUGGUUAUGAUUGUGUUGGCGACUGCGUCGAAGAUAAAGAAGAUGGCACCACUCGAAGUGGAAGUCUCUCAGAAAUCGCCACGGCUUCACCAAGAAUUUUCGUAGACUCGGAUGAUGGUGAUGAUGUGGACGAUCGGGAUCUUCAUAAUGAUAAUAACAACAUCACAGAUCGUUAUAAUAAGAAGGAUACUGAAGCCGUGCUUAAGAAGGACGACGAAAAUCGCUACGAGAUUGAUGAUCAGGACAAAUCAGUGGUGGAUAAUGUGAAUCGAAACGAAGCAGGCGAUGGGACAUAGGAUAGGACCCCUUAAAGAAACUGGAUGUUUGUAGUGUAGUGGUAAAAAUAUCCUGUUAGAUCACACGGCAGACAGAAAUGCUGCUCUGGUCUGCCUAUGUUUUUUUUUUUUUACAGUGCUUAGUGUUAUCCAUUGAGUGCUUGCGAAGAAGCCCGUAGUAAUUUCAGUCGCAGUGCAUUUCGUUAAAUGGAAUGUUUUUUUGGCGCUAUUCUAUUAUAUAAUAAAAUGUACAUAUGGAUUACGUAAGAAAGACUGUCAGACAUUUUGCUGUUUAUAAGUCACGUCGCAAUGGAGUACUAAAAAAGGAUCAUAUC
This is a messenger RNA of Varroa destructor (honeybee mite), 2774 nucleotides long. RefSeq lists its product as uncharacterized. The record is from RefSeq and is a predicted model, not a curated record. NCBI's taxonomy places the organism in Eukaryota, Metazoa, Arthropoda, Arachnida, Mesostigmata, Varroidae.